AUGGAUUUCACAUUCGGUAACGAUGUUCCUAGGCGAGCGCCGUCACGAAAUAAUUGUCGACAGCCGGCGCUUGAGUACUUCGGACCGACGCUGCAGGAACUCGGAGCUUAUCCGUCGCACGAAGGUCGACACGAUCGAACCAAAACCAUCACCGUCGUGGACUUGGAGUUGUCCGAGCGGGAGAGUGUGGGUUAUCUAGACGCAUCAAGCGCCUCUUCUCAACAGCGUCGCGGUUUCCACCACCGAGUUAACUCCUCUAACCGUCCGUCCUUUGCUCUCUUCACGGAUCCGCUGCAAGCUGACAGAGCUACCGAGAUUCGUCUUUUCAGCUUUGCAAGACCUCACAUGCGAGCAUUUCACUUGGCUUGGUUAUCCUUCUUCGUCGCUUUCUUCGGCUGGUUCUCAAUCCCUCCAUUGAUGCCUACGAUCAAGGAACAGCUUAAGCUAACACAGGCUCAAGUCGACAAUUCAAACAUCAUUUCGCUGGCGAGUACUAUGGUGGGAAGACUACUAAUUGGCUCUCUAUGCGAUCGGUGUGGAGCUCGUAGUAUUCAAGCUGCACUGUUGGUAAUCGGGGCAAUCCCCGUGGCAUCCGCUGCCUUGGCAUUUGACUACGUCGGCUUCAUGUUUGUGCGCUUUUUCAUCGGACUUGUAGGCUGCACCUUUGUAUCUACUACGUACUGGACAUCAACAAUGUUCUCGAAAGAAGUUGUGGGAAGUGCCAACGCGGUUGCUGCUGGCUGGGGAAAUCUAGGAGCUGGUGCGACGUACCUUAUCACUCCGUUACUGUUUGACCUCAUAACAGUGCAAGGUGGCAUGUCGGACAACUCGGGCUGGCGGGUUACGCUCUUGCUCCCAGCUUUUCUGAUGCUAAUCGUUGGGAUUUGCACCUAUUUCUUCUCAGACGAUUGUCCACAAGGAAACUAUGUUGAGUUGAAGAAGACUCACGCGAUGGCAGACAAACCUAAAGCUGCCAUGCUUCGAGCGUUUAUUACUGUAGCAAGACAGCCUGUUGCUUGGAUACUAGCCUUCCAGUAUGCAUGUAGCUUAGGUGUGCAGAUACAAGUCCACAAUGUGUUGAGUCUGUAUUACUUCGAGGAUUUCAGACGCUUCGACUGUGACCCUACCAUCGACGAAGACAACUGUCGUCUACUAACCCAAACAAAAGCCAGUCUCAUCUCGUCCUGCUUCGGCCUAAUGUGCAUCUUUGCGCGUGCUAUCGGUGGAUACAUCUCGGAUAUAGGCAAUCGCCAUUGGGAUAUGAAGGGCCGGAUCUCGACUCAACUGGUUUGCCUCACCGGCCAAGCCAUUUUUCUAUACGUGUACAGCCACAUCCGGGGUGUGGAAUGGAGUGUUCCCUGUUUGAUUGCGUUCGGCUUCUUCGCGCAGGCUUCGACUGGCACAACGUAUGGAAUUGUGCCGUACAUUUGCCCGGAUUACACAGGUGUGACCUCUGGAAUUGUGGGCGCUGGAGGGAAUGUGGGAGGACUCAUGUGGGGACUUUUAUUCAAGAUCGUCGAGGAACGCGCUUUGUCAUUCCGAUAUUUGAGCUUCUUCGUCAUGAGCUCCGCCAUUUUGUCGGUUUGUAUUCGUGUGAAAGACGAGCGUUCGAUAUGGAGUCAUGAACCCUCCAGGUAUUCGCGCCGGCGUACGGAACAAACUGUGCAAGCUUUUUACGUGUGA
Messenger RNA from Phytophthora infestans T30-4, 1683 nucleotides. RefSeq names its product major Facilitator Superfamily (MFS). The record is from RefSeq and is a predicted model, not a curated record. The transcript has a single exon. The coding region runs from base 1 to 1683 and encodes 560 amino acids. Gene Ontology annotation, molecular function: nitrate transmembrane transporter activity. Gene Ontology annotation, biological process: transmembrane transport. NCBI's taxonomy places the organism in Eukaryota, Oomycota, Peronosporomycetes, Peronosporales, Peronosporaceae.